Daucus carota subsp. sativus is the source of this 1859-nucleotide messenger RNA. RefSeq names its product probable protein phosphatase 2C 14. NCBI's taxonomy places the organism in Eukaryota, Viridiplantae, Streptophyta, Magnoliopsida, Apiales, Apiaceae. Gene Ontology annotation, biological process: peptidyl-threonine dephosphorylation. The coding region runs from base 147 to 1763 and encodes 538 amino acids. The transcript is spliced from 5 exons. Gene Ontology annotation, molecular function: cation binding; protein serine/threonine phosphatase activity. The record is from RefSeq and is a predicted model, not a curated record.
UCUUUGUCUGAAUUUUUCUUCGUCUAUUUCUUUUGACUUGUACUGUUUUACACCCCUUGUUCAUAGCCGUUGGAGCCCAUUUUAUAUCUCUCUCACACAUAUCACACACAACACAUUCUCCUGGGAAGAUUUCAAGAAAACCCAGAAUGUCAUUAGCGAUGAACAGUAUAGAUACAUCUUUUUCACCUAAAAAAUCUUCGUUUUCUCUAAAUGGGUCGGUGAAUUCAUGUUCUUUAAAGCGAAAGAGGCCCCCCACAAUUGAAAUCCCUAGGGUUUUGACUGAAAUUCCGGUGGAUUCUGCCAAGAAAAGGGUGGGUUCUGGUGGGAAUUGCUGUGGUGAUGAUGGUUUUGUUUGUUCUAGUGGAUUUGGAGUUGGGGUUUACGCGGUGAAGGGGAAGAAAAAGACUAUGGAAGAUUCUUAUACUAUUGUUUCUUGCCCGAUUUCGAAGAAGGGUGUCUUUGGUGUUUAUGAUGGACAUGGAGGAAGUAAGGCUGCACAAUUUGUAGCGGAAAAGUUACAUGGUAAUAUUAAAGAGAUGCUUGACAAAGUUCCAGAGAAUGGAGAUAAGGAAGAAGCUGUAAAACUAGGGUAUUUGAAAACCGAUCAGGAUUUCCUUAAGCAGGGUGUUAGUAGUGGUGCUUGCUGUGUGACAGCCUUGAUCGAGGGAAACGAGCUUAUAGUCUCGAAUGUAGGUGACUGCAGAGCUGUUCUUUGUCGAGCUGGCACAGCUGAUGCCAUAACAAAAGAUCAUAGAGCAUCUGAGGAGGACGAAAGGAAAAGAAUAGAGGAUAAGGGAGGAUAUGUGGAGAUGCACCGGGGAGCUUGGAGAGUUCAUGGAGUACUAUCCGUUUCCAGAAGUAUUGGAGAUGCUCACUUGAAGAAUUGGGUGCUAGCUGAGCCUGAUACGAAAAUCUUACAUUUGACUUCGGAUAUGGAAUAUCUUGUAUUAGCUUCUGAUGGGCUGUGGGAACAGGUAGGGAAUCAAGAAGCUAUUGAUAUUCUGUUGCGGUCGUGUUCUGUAGAAAGGAAACCUGGAGCUAGUGUAGACACUGUUAGUGUGAAUGAUGAUGCAUAUGACUGCAAAGGUUCAAGUACUUCACCAAAGUUACGCAGACUAUCACUAAUCAAGAAAAAUACAAGGUUGGGGAGUUCCCCUAUCUACAGGAAGAGAAUUAGUUGCUGCACGAAAAGUGAUGAUUUUGGUUGUGAAAAUGAAAGUCCUACAUCAAAGGCUCGAAGGAUAUCACUGGUUCACCACAUGAAGUUGAAACCUCAGAUGCCAAGUGAAGAACAUACUGUCAAUCAGUGCAAGGAAAUUCAAUGCGAUUAUCUUUGUGAAAAUGUAAGUCCUCCAUCCAAGGCUCAAAGGAUAUCACAGGCAAACCAAAUAAAGACGAGACCUCAGAUGUCAAGUCAAGAAAUUAGCAUUAAUCGGUGGAAGGAGCCCUUACUGGCAAACCAAACGAACAUGAAACCUAGAACACAAACUCAGGAAAAUAGCAUAUAUCAGCAGAAGGAAAAUGUGAAGAAUUCUACUGGUGAAGAUGUAUUCCUGCCAUCAAAAGUUCAAGAACUUUCACCUGUAAACCAACUGAAGAUAAAACCUCAGGCACCAAGUCACCAACAUAGCAUCGAUAAGAAGAGGCUAAGUUCCGGGGGACUCAUUGCUGCUUGCAAAGAGCUUGCGAAUCUUGCACUAAGCAGGGGUAGUUUAGAUGACAUUACUGUGAUGAUUAUUGAUCUACACCGUCUUAAAGACUAAUUCGACUGUUUUUUUUUUCAUUCGGAUUAUAGUUGCAUUGCUCUCGAAAACACAAGUAUAAUUUACAUUUAAUCUGGGACAGUCGGUUGUUCUUCA